CCCACUUAAUGAGUAUGUUGGCCCGUCCUCUUCUCCCGUUUCGAUGUCACUCAGAGUCAGGUCUUCAGGACUCAGCGGUGAGAGCUGAAACUUUUCCCACAGAGCAGAAAGAGAGCGAUCACAGAGGAGGAAAACUUCUCUUUCUCUGUUUCUCUGUCAGAAGUUUGAUGUUUUGGACUCUUCAGCAGAGACAUGAGACUGCAGAGAAGAACCUGCUGAGACAGACGGACAGACAUGGACAAACAGAAAGUUCUGGCUAAGCUGAUCUGGGACUUGCAGUCGUUCCUGUCUGUUCUGGACUCAGAGAACUUGAGUUAUAUCGCUCAGGCUCAGAAGAAAUCCAUCUCAGAGCUGCUGUCCAAACUGCAAACAAACGACACUCCUGUGGAAGAUGCCGAGUACAUGAUCAUGAGCUGUCCAUCAUCGUCUCCUAGCAACGAGCUGACAGACACACCUGGCACAGAGGGAGUUGGGUCGUCUGAGCUCGACUCGCCUGUGUGGCUGAGAAACUCGAUUCAGGGUCCUGUGGUGCCGCCUCUCCCUCCAGGAGGCCUGGGUGGUGAUGAUGAUGAAGAUACAUACGAGGAGGCAGCACCUUACAUAGCUGACACAACCACCUCUAACACGGAGAAGGUGGAGUCAGACAGCAGUCACUACGAGUCGUACGGGGAGGAAGAUGACGAUGACGAGGAGCCUGUGAAGGACAGAGCUCACUACCUCCGAUGGAGUGCCUCGCAGCCCUGCCUAAGGCCCAUCCCCGAGUCCCGCCUCUGUGGUUAUCUGUGGAGGAGGAAGUGGCUCGGACAAUGGACCAAACAGCUGUUCAUCAUCAGGAACGACGUGCUGCUGUGUUAUAAGUGUGCUCAGGACCUGCUGCCUCAGAUGGAGUUGAGCUUGCGCGGUUGUCAGCUCGCCUACAAGUCAAAGAGCAACAGGAAGAUCCAGCACCAGCUCAAACUGGUUCUACUGGGAUCUGAGUCUCUGGUGCUGGGAUACAGCAGCUUCCAGCAGGCCGAUGAGUGGAAGAGGGUGAUGGAGGAGGUGAGUGUCGGAUGUGAAGCUAAGUCUCAGAGCUGCUCGUCUCUGAACAAAUCAGACCAGAUGCUGUCCUGCAGGUCCAGUACAGUCCUGUCUGACUCUGAGGAGGAGAAACAUUCAGCCCACUGCAGCCUCAACACAAACAAAGGUUUCCUGAGCGUGCUGAUGAACUGUCAGUGGCAGAGUUUACGGUGUCAAGUGGAGGCCGGUCUCCUCAACAUGUUCGGACAGGAAGAGGAGGACGAGGAGGAGGGAGGGGAGCUGGAGAGUAAGCGGUCACCUCAGUACACCGUCCAGCUGAGAGGGUGUGAGGUCAAACCUGGACCAGACACUGAUUACUCCUACAGGAUCACACUGAGCAUGCUCGGUGACCAGGUGGCUGUGCUGGAGGUAAGUAGUUUAGAAGAAAAGGAGCGCUGGUUAAAGCUUCUGCAGGACGGAGCUGGCAAUCACAGUCACCAUGACAACAACCCAAAGGAAUACACAGGUGGAUCUCUCAGUGGCUUGCAGAUUCGAAGGUUUCCCGCCUCAAACACCUACAUGGACGACCCUUUCCGUCUGAGCGGAGAAGGCCGAGGCCAGCCCAUCUACUCCAACACCUCCAUCCUAGAGCACAUGAUGAGCAGCUCUCAGGACUCUGUUCACUGCAGCUCGGUGUCCUCCAGAGACUCAAUGACCUACAGCAACACCGUCUUCACAACACAAAGCAGGAAGUCGGCAGACUUUGAGCGGGCCGUUCAGAAGCUGGAGCUGACGGGGAAGAGGUCGGUGCAGCUGAGGGCGGGGUCAGAGACCAACCUGGCAUCUGUCGGGAAGCAGAACAAACGCACGUUCAGACAGUCGCUGGCCGUCUGCACUGAGCGCGCUCAGGCUGGUUUCCUGAAUCCUCUGCUGAGACGGACGGCCUCGGCUAAGAACUCUCUGAAGCGAGCUCCUUCAGCGCUGUUCAUCGAACACGGGAAGGUUUUCCAGAGACGGAAGGAGUGGGAAACCAAAGCUGCUGCUUGACAUCGUUGUCCGUGUGAUCAUCACAUCAAGUGAAGAGCCUCCAAAGAACACAAAGUGCAUUUCAUUUCAAGGGACAAACUCUGAGUUGUUGUUUCUAACAUAAUGUCAGUGUUUGCCUCUCUGACUGCUGAAGACUUUAACAGUCUGUGGUUCUAAUAUAACAUUAGUUUGGCCUUUAUCCUCCUGAUACUCGCUGUGUGAUAAACCUGGAAGACAACGUCUGCUUUGCAUUAAGGGGAGUUAAGUUAUGUUUUUGUUGGUUUCUUUGAUUGCAAGCGAGCGCUGAAAAGAAGAUUUUUCUUCUUGCUGUAGCAACAACAUGUCAAUCACAGGAGGCCCCGCCCUAAAA
Messenger RNA from Labrus bergylta (ballan wrasse), 2395 nucleotides. RefSeq names its product actin filament-associated protein 1-like 2. Lineage: Eukaryota; Metazoa; Chordata; Actinopteri; Labriformes; Labridae. The record is from RefSeq and is a predicted model, not a curated record. Gene Ontology annotation, biological process: positive regulation of DNA-templated transcription; regulation of mitotic cell cycle; inflammatory response. Gene Ontology annotation, molecular function: SH2 domain binding; SH3 domain binding. Gene Ontology annotation, cellular component: cytosol.